CAGUCAGAUGUGCGGGAGAGAGAGUGAGGCAAACACACAGCAGACUCCUACUAUACAAACUGUCAUCCUCUGCGUGGGGAUUUCUCUACACUACACUACAAGGACACUGACUGAGACAGCAAUGAACCCAGAGCUUACUCUUGUGAUUGGGAAGGUCAGUCACCACAGUAUCGAGCUGAGCUGGAUGAAUGAUGAGAAUAAACCUGGAAAUGGCCCUCCUGAACGCUGGACCCGCUUCUCCGUGGAGCAGAUGGACCCCGAAACACACACAUACAGCACUGUAUACAUAGGGUACAGCACUCAUCAUGUUGUAAAGGACUUGGAGUCCAGCACCUGCUAUAGUUUUAGACUGAGGGUCACCAGAGCCUCAGGGGAGUGCAGCCUCAGCCCUGUGAUCUCUAUCUUCACCACACGAGAGCCCUUCAGUGGGAAGAACCUCCACCAGGCUGUGAACAGGGAGGAUGCGGAAGAGCUGACCACAGUUCUGCAGUCAGGAACGGUCGACGUGGAUGUUUAUGACAAAAUGGGUUUCACCCCUCUCAUGGUGGCAGCACAGAAGGGUUUCACAAGUUUAAUGGACAUUUUGGUAAAUCAUGGAGCUGAUAUUAACAAGAGAGACAGCACUGGAAAAGACAGUCUAAUGCAUGCCUGUUAUGCUGGUCACCUUGACACAGUGAAGUAUCUGCGUGACUGCGGCUCCACAUGGCAGUCUCAAGACACGGACGGCUGCACGCCGCUCCACUGGGCUGUGGAUGGAGGACACCUGGCUGUCAUUACAUACAUGAUCCAGGAUGGUUGUGAGGUGGAUGUGAUGGAUAAAGUGUCUCUCUGGACUCCUCUCAUGCGUGUGUCAGCCAUCAGUGGAAACGCUGCGGUGGCCUCCAUCCUCCUCCGGUCUGGAGCUGAUGUAAACGUCCGUGACAAAGCUGGCAAAACACCACUAAUGGUCGCUGUCCUGAAUAACCAUGUGGAGCUGGUGAAACUUCUACUUGACAGUGGAGCAGAUCACCACAUGAAGAACGAGUAUGGAGCAGGUGCAGCGGAUAUGGCGAAAGCAUUUGGGAGACAGAGCAUCAUAAACUUGCUGGACAACAUAAGCUUGGAAGAUUCAAAUCGACUGACAUCAGCAGGACAGUUCUGUUAUGGAGACAAGAAAUGAUCUUUUAUUAAAAAACAACUUUUAUGUUUCUGUAGUGUAAAAUAAAAUGAAAUUGAAUUCACAAUAGUAAUACCCUCAUUUAUUG
This is a messenger RNA of Labeo rohita (rohu), 1244 nucleotides long. Its product is annotated as fibronectin type 3 and ankyrin repeat domains protein 1-like. Gene Ontology annotation, biological process: regulation of apoptotic process. The record is from RefSeq and is a predicted model, not a curated record. Gene Ontology annotation, molecular function: protein binding. The coding region runs from base 8 to 1159 and encodes 383 amino acids. The transcript is spliced from 11 exons. Lineage: Eukaryota; Metazoa; Chordata; Actinopteri; Cypriniformes; Cyprinidae. Gene Ontology annotation, cellular component: nucleus.